AUGAAUUAUACAUAUGUUUUCAACAAAUUCAAGAAUAUAGAAGGAGAAUUCGAUGAAAUAAUUGUUGUUCAAGAUGUUGAAGGAAUGCGGAGCUUGUAUGAGGCUGCACAGUUAAGAUUUCAUGGAGAAGAUAUAUUAGAAGAAGCACAUAAAUUCACAUACAAUAAACUUAAGUCCAUCACCAAUCAAUUGAAUCCAUCUCUUGCUGAUCAAGUCAAUCAAAGUUUAGUACAACCUUUUCACAAGGCAAUUCCAAGAAUAAUGGCAAGGUCAUAUAUGUCUUUUUACGAAAAAAGUUCUACGCAUGAUGAAGUUCUUCUAAAGUUUGCAAAACUAGAUUUCAAUAUACUUCAGAAAUGGUAUCAAAAAGAAGUUGGUAGUGUUACCAAGUGGUGGGAAAAGUUAAAAUUUUCGAAAAAAGUCCCUUAUGGAAGAGAGAGGACAACUGAGUUAUACUUUUGGCCAUUUGCUAUGAACUCUGAGCCUAAAUAUACUACUUUUAGAGUUGUGGUGGCCAAAGUGUGUCAAUGGACAACUCUAUUAGAUGAUACUUAUGAUGUCUAUGGAACAAUAGAAGAACUUGAGCUCCUCACACAGGCAAUCCAAAGAUGGGAUAUUAGUUACAUUGCAUCUCUUCCAGAGUGCUUUAAGGCAAUUUUUAAUGCAAUUGUAGAACUUGUUGAUGAAAUAAUAGAGUUAAGUGCUGGGAGUGGAGAAUCAGACUUGGUGUUGCAAUGUCUCAAACAGGCUCUGUGUCAUUAUGUACAAGGUUACAUGGAUGAAGCAAGAUGGUGUCAUGAGGGAUAUAUUCCAACAUAUGAUGAGCGUAAGGUUAAUGGUGCUACUUCUACAGGAUAUCAAGCGUUUACAGUAAUGUUUAUUGUUUUGGGAGAAUUUGCAACCAAAGAAACUCUUUAUUGGAUUUCUAAUAAUAUUCCACUUAUCGUACAUGCUUCGUCAGUUAUUUCUAGACUCUCAAAUGAUUUGGCUUCACACGAGCCUAGCAGCGGAAACGACACAAAUGUCCAACACAAGAACAAUAUGGAAACACUCACAACAUAA
This is a messenger RNA of Arachis ipaensis, 1062 nucleotides long. NCBI's taxonomy places the organism in Eukaryota, Viridiplantae, Streptophyta, Magnoliopsida, Fabales, Fabaceae. The record is from RefSeq and is a predicted model, not a curated record.